Messenger RNA from Leucoraja erinaceus (little skate), 2356 nucleotides. Its product is annotated as atypical kinase COQ8A, mitochondrial-like. Gene Ontology annotation, molecular function: kinase activity. Gene Ontology annotation, biological process: ubiquinone biosynthetic process. NCBI's taxonomy places the organism in Eukaryota, Metazoa, Chordata, Chondrichthyes, Rajiformes, Rajidae. Gene Ontology annotation, cellular component: extrinsic component of mitochondrial inner membrane. The record is from RefSeq and is a predicted model, not a curated record.
GACAUGGGGGGGCCCAUGCCCAGGCGGCCCGCCCACCCGCCGACAUCCCCUCCAGCAGCAGCGAGGCGGGACCACACCGUGCAGGGACACUCCGGCUGCCCAGCUCCACUCCGGCCUGUGACGGACGGAAGAUGGCGGGUGACGUGGCCAUGUUGGUGAGGGGGCUGGCCAAGCUGAGCCAGGCUAUUGUGGAGACCCAGGCCACACAGUUGCGUGCCAUGGUGUUGGGCAGUGAUGCGGUGGCCCAGGGCUGGCAGGCCUCAGCCCAGGAUGCCAUCUACACAGCGGUGGGCAAGAUGCAGGACCUCGGGCCACAGCAGGAGAGCUUCACGGAGCCAGAGGAGGAUUUGUCCUCAGAGCUGGGCCUGUCCAGCGAAACCUUGGACCUGGAGACGCCAGAGGCGGCCUCUGAUGUCCAGCACCGGCAGGCGAUGGGUGACCCAGCGGCCUUUGACCCCGCUUGCUCCGGGAAGAUGGGCGGCCAUUUUGUACAGCCAAGCCGACUUCUCUCGACGGCGGCCCCGAGACGCUGCUUCCACCAGGACCACCGCUCCGUCAGUGGGCUGACUGCAGAGGACAUUGACAAGGCUCGAGAGGCCAAAGCCAGCCCCGCUGACAAGCCCUAUAGGCAGAUGCUGAGCGAACGGGCUCGGGAGAGGAAGGUUCCAUCCACCAGGAUCGGUCGGCUGGCCACUUUCGGAGGCUUGGCCGUUGGACUUGGGAUCGGAGCCCUGGCCGAGGUUGCCAAGAAGAGCUGGAAGCAUGACGAGCGGGAAGGUGGGAAAGCCAUGAUGGACGGGAGUGCCUUCCUGUCAGAGGCGAACGCAGAGAGGAUUGUGAACACCCUGUGCAAGGUGCGGGGAGCUGCCCUCAAACUGGGCCAGAUGCUCAGCAUCCAAGACGACAGCUUCAUUAACCCCCAGCUGCAGAAGAUAUUCGAGCGAGUUCGCCAGAGUGCCGACUUCAUGCCCAGCCGGCAAAUGAUGGGGGUGCUGCUGAGUGACCUGGGCCCGGACUGGAGGCAGCAGCUGCUGAGCUUCGAGGACCGGCCCUUUGCCGCCGCCUCCAUCGGGCAGGUCCACCUCGGCGUGCUGACCGACGGGAGGCAGGUGGCCAUGAAGAUACAGUAUCCCGGAAUAGCCCAGAGCAUCUCCAGCGACGUGGACAACCUCAUCUCGGUGCUCAGCAUGAGCAACGCCCUGCCCGAGGGGCUGUUCCCAGAGCACAUGAUCGAGGUGAUGAGCCGGGAGCUGUCCCUGGAGUGUGACUACAAGAGGGAGGCUGCCUGCUACAAGCAGUUCAGGGAGCUGGUGAAGGACGACCCUUUCUUCGUGGUGCCGCCCGUCAUCGAUGAGCUCAGCAAUCGGCAGGUUCUCACCACCGAGCUGGUGCCCGGCUUCCCCCUCGACAAGGCCGAUGGUCUGAGCCAGGAUAUCCGCAACCAGAUCGGUGAGAACAUCCUGCGGCUAUGCCUGCGGGAGUUGUUUGAGUUCCGCUUCAUGCAGACUGACCCCAACUGGUCCAACUUCUUCUACAACCCCGACACCGGCAAGGUGGCCUUGUUGGAUUUUGGAGCAACGCGGUCGUUUGAAGAAGAUUUCACCGACACCUACAUCGAGAUCGUGAAGGCGGCUGCCCAGGAUGACAAGGACGCGGUGCUGAGCAAUUCCAUCAAACUCAAGUUCCUCACUGGUUUGGAGACCAAGGCGAUGCAAAGAGCCCACGUGGAUGCGGUGAUGAUCCUGGGCGAAGCCUUUGCAUCGAUGGAGCCCUUCAACUUCGGCAGCCAGGGCACAACCAAGAGGAUCCAUAGCCUGAUCCCGGUGAUGCUCCGACAUCGGCUGGUGCCGCCGCCAGAGGAGACCUACUCCCUGCACCGCAAGAUGGCCGGCUCAUUCCUCAUCUGCAGCAAGCUCGACGCCCGCAUCUCCUGCAAGCUGCUGUUCGAUGAGGCCUACCAGAGGUACUGGAGCAAGAAAAAACAGCCCGGGCACAGCACCCCCUGACUGCUGAGAGCCAGCUGAGAAUGCCCAGCCAGGCUGACAGACUAGCCCCAACUCUCCUACCUGUUGUUUUUUUAAUACCAGAAUAUUCCUCAUCUACUGUCCAAAGGGGCAGCGUGCGUGUUUGAGCACUGGGAUUACACGAGCCACUCGUGUGUGUUUCUGCAAGACACGGAUGAGGCGAUGGUUUGCCCCAAGUGGGGGCAUCCGAGAGAUUUUUACAGUUGAUUGAUUAGAGUAAUUUGAGAUUUGUACCGCCAGAGGAUAAUGAACUUUUGAAUGACCGUAGAUGUGAUCAUGGGCCGUUUUGUAUACUGUCACCGUUGAUUCCAUUAAAGAAAUCGAUGCUUGUG